Messenger RNA from Microdochium trichocladiopsis, 951 nucleotides. RefSeq names its product 40S ribosomal protein S7. The transcript has 3 exons. Gene Ontology annotation, molecular function: structural constituent of ribosome. The coding region runs from base 221 to 826 and encodes 201 amino acids. Gene Ontology annotation, biological process: rRNA processing; translation; ribosomal small subunit biogenesis. Lineage: Eukaryota; Fungi; Ascomycota; Sordariomycetes; Xylariales; Microdochiaceae. Gene Ontology annotation, cellular component: ribosome; small-subunit processome; 90S preribosome. The record is from RefSeq and is a predicted model, not a curated record.
AUAGAUAGCGCCAAAGUUUUGGGUUCGCGAAGGAGGACGAUGAGGUGGUCCGAGCUUUCACACAAACCACCUGCAUGGUUUUUUGUGUGGAAUUGGCCAAUUUUUGGGUCGGCGGGAGGGGGACCACCGAGGAAAAUCGAUCUGAACUGCGCUCUUGACUGGAGAACUUCCCCUGUGACCGACGACAACUCCGUUCACGACAACACCACAAGCCGCAACCAUGUCUGCCUCUCUGAACAAGAUCGCUGCCAACAGCCCUUCGCGGCAAAACCCCUCCGAGCUGGAGACGCAGAUCGCCACUGCUCUCCACGACCUCGAGACCAACACUGCCGACCUCAAGGCCGCUCUCCGGCCUCUGCAGAUCGUCUCUGCCCGUGAGAUCGAAGUUGGCCACGGCAAGAAGGCUAUUGUCAUCUUUGUCCCCGUCCCCUCCUUGGCCGGUUUCCACCGCGUCCAGCAGCGCCUGACCCGCGAGCUCGAGAAGAAGUUCACUGACCGCCACGUCAUCAUCCUCGCCUCGCGCCGCAUCCUGCCCCGCCCCAAGCGCUCUGCCCGUGCUCGCAACACCCAGAAGCAGCAGCGCCCCCGCUCGCGCACCCUGACUGCCGUCCACGACGCCAUCCUCAGCGACCUCGUCUACCCCGUCGAGAUUGUCGGCAAGCGCCUCCGCACCAAGGAGGACAACUCCAAGAUCCUCAAGGUCAUCCUCGACGAGAAGGAGCGUGGCGGCGUCGACUACAGACUCGACACCUACUCCGAGGUCUACCAGAGACUCACCGGCCGCCGUGUCGCUUUCGAGUUCCCCCAGACUACUGCUGAGUACUAGAGGGUGUAUACCACGCUCUCUGGAUGCGCGCGUAGACUUUGGGAUUAAAAGCGGUUGGGGCCGUUGUCAAAAAGGACCCAUCUAAAAAGAAAAAAAAGGAGAGCUUCAACUUGACAAUGGCCUCA